Lampris incognitus (smalleye Pacific opah) is the source of this 1353-nucleotide messenger RNA. It is a transcript of the gene ppp2r2ca, whose product is annotated as protein phosphatase 2, regulatory subunit B, gamma a. Gene Ontology annotation, molecular function: protein binding; protein phosphatase regulator activity. NCBI's taxonomy places the organism in Eukaryota, Metazoa, Chordata, Actinopteri, Lampriformes, Lampridae. Gene Ontology annotation, biological process: peptidyl-serine dephosphorylation. The record is from RefSeq and is a predicted model, not a curated record. The coding region runs from base 1 to 1353 and encodes 450 amino acids. The transcript has 9 exons. Gene Ontology annotation, cellular component: cytosol; protein phosphatase type 2A complex.
AUGGGUGAGGACGCUGAGAGCCCCAAAAUCAACCACAGCUUCCUACGAGACUAUGUCACCGAAGCUGAUGUCAUCUCUACAGUGGAGUUCAACCAGAAUGGGGACCUGCUGGCCACGGGGGACAAGGGGGGCCGAGUGGUUAUCUUCCAGAGACAGACUGAGUCUAAAGGCGAGUUGGAGGAGGCAGGGGACUCAGGAGAGUAUAACGUCUACAGCACGUUCCAGAGCCAUGAACCCGACUUUGACUACCUGAAGAGCCUGGAAAUAGAAGAGAAAAUUAACAAGAUCCGAUGGCUGCCACAGCAGAAUGCUGCUCACUUCCUGCUGUCCACCAAUGACAAGACCAUUAAACUGUGGAAGGUGAGUGAGAGAGACAAGAGACCAGAGGGAUACAACCUGAAAGAUGAGGAGGGACGGAUCAAGGACAUCUCUACCAUCACCUCAUUACAGGUUCCAGUCCUGAAAUCUACAGAUCUGAUGGUAGAGGUCCGUCCCCGGCGAGUGUUUGCUAAUGGACACACCUAUCAUGUCAACUCUAUCUCAGUCAACAGUGAUGGAGAGACCUACAUGUCAGCUGAUGACCUCCGUAUCAACAUGUGGCACCUGGGCAUCACUGACCGCAGCUUUAACAUUGUGGACAUCAAGCCAGCCAACAUGGAGGACCUGACAGAGGUGAUCACAGCGGCAGAGUUCCACCCUCAGCACUGCCACCUCUUUGUGUACAGCAGCAGCAAGGGCACGCUGCGCCUCUGUGACAUGAGAGCCUCCGCCCUCUGUGACAGACACACCAAAUUGUUUGAGGAGCCAGAGGACCCAGGAAGUCGGUCGUUUUUCUCGGAAAUCAUAUCCUCUGUGUCGGAUGUUAAGUUCAGCCACAGCGGACGCUACCUGCUGACCAGGGACUAUCUCACAGCCAAGGUGUGGGACCUAAACAUGGAUAAGGGCCCUGUGGAGACAUACCAGGUGCAUGAGUACCUCCGCAGUAAGCUGUGCUCGCUCUAUGAGAACGACUGCAUCUUCGACAAGUUUGAGUGUGUCUGGAACAGCACAGAUAGUGUGAUCAUGACGGGAGCGUACAACAGCUUCUUCCGGAUGUUUGACAGGGAGACAGGGCGGGGAGUGACCCUGGAAGCGUGGCGGGAGAGCAGCAAGCCUCGGGCUGUGCUCCGGACACGACGCGUCUACACCGGCGGCAAACGUCGUCGCGGAGAUGUGGGGGUAGAUAGUCUGGACUUCACCAAGAAGAUCCUGCACAUGGCCUGGCACCCAAACGAGAACAUCAUUGCCAUUGCAGCCACUAACAACCUGUACAUCUUCCAGGACCGCGUCAGCCCAGACACACAGACGCAGUGA